UUUCCGAAAAGUGACGUCAGUAUUUUCUGCGGAGACAGCUGAUGCGAGGAGCUGCUGUUCGUUACCCAGGCUGCUCUUCAAUAUAUGUCGACCAACAUAUAAUUAGACGUACAUCUCGUUAACAGACGGUUUAGAAAUAUGUUGUACACGGAGAGGAUACCGCUGUUAGUGCUGCUGAUGCAGGCUGUGCUCGCCGUGGCCUGGUGCUUCACGGACAUGGAGACGGGGCCUAGCUCAGGUGUAGCGACACAGACCAACGGAGAUCGCUUCAAAAUCGAGGGAAGGGCGAUAGUUCCCGGGAUUAAAACGCAAGACUGGGUUUCUACAGCCAGAGUCUUGGUGGAAGGUGAAGAAUAUGUCGGCUUUUUGAGAACUGAUGGGAGUUUUGCUGUGAAUGACGUCCCCUCAGGAUCUUACGUUGUGGAAGUUGUCACCCCUGCAUAUAGAUUUGAACCAGUGCGUGUUGAUAUCACAUCUAAAGGGAAGAUGAGGGCACGUCUUGUGAACUAUAUCAAGACCUCAGAAGUGAUCCGCCAGCCAUAUCCUCUGCAGAUUAGGUCCUCUGGCCCUCACAGCUACUUCAUGAAGAGGGAGACGUGGGGCUGGACAGACUUCCUCAUGAAUCCCAUGGUGAUGAUGAUGGUUCUACCCCUGCUGAUUAUUGUCCUGCUGCCCAAGGUGGUCAACACCAACGACCCAGAGAUGAGAAAGGAAAUGGAGCAGUCCAUGAACAUGCUGAACCCCAACCCUGAGCUGCCAGAUGUCUCUGAGUUCAUGACCAAGCUCUUCUCUGGCUCUAAGGGCUCUGGUAAGCCAGGCGGCAGCAGUAAAGGUACCAGGCCUGCAGUCAAGAGGAGGUAGUACCACAUGUGUCCGCAUGUACUGCCUGAAGCACGGGUCAUGCCAUGGAAGCAAGAUUUUUAAUGGGAUUGUUUUUUUUUUUUUGUUUUUUUUCUCCUUUGGGUCUGUUGUACAGUUUCUUUUCUGAGAGGGUUCUCACCUCUCGUGUUUUUUUUUUUUUCGGUACAUCUGGAUAUCUAAAGCAGGAUUGGAAUGACUGAGCAAAAUUAAGUUUUUUUUUUUUUUUUUUUGUUUUUUGUUUUUUUGCACUGCACUGUUUAAAUCUCCUUAAAUUUAAUUCAGGAUAUUAUUCUUCAUUAGUGUAUACUUUCUACUUGUCACUCCAUUAUUCAACAUUAAUCUGUCUGAGCUAACCCUUCAGUCUGCAUUUUCCACUGCUGCUAAUUCAGUUCUAAUUCCAAUACCUGAAAGAGAACAUAUAUAAAUAUUCAGAGAUUUUCUUGAGGUGAUUAAUACGACUGUGAAUGAAGAUUGAUUGAAUUUUAACUCUGACAAAUUCUUAUUUAAAAGCCUAGAUAAAUAAAUUGCAAUGGUAUAACAA
Messenger RNA from Myripristis murdjan (pinecone soldierfish), 1402 nucleotides. It is a transcript of the gene emc7b, whose product is annotated as ER membrane protein complex subunit 7b. Bases 139 to 861 code for a protein of 240 amino acids. Gene Ontology annotation, cellular component: EMC complex. The transcript is spliced from 5 exons. The record is from RefSeq and is a predicted model, not a curated record. NCBI's taxonomy places the organism in Eukaryota, Metazoa, Chordata, Actinopteri, Holocentriformes, Holocentridae. Gene Ontology annotation, molecular function: carbohydrate binding.